UUAUUAUACAAAAGAAAUUGUUAUAUCUUGGAUAGCUCACACUCCAGAUGACAUAUGUGGUAAAUAUCAAAAGCAGAGUGAAAGAGAAAAAAAAAUUCAACAAUUUUCAAUUAUUUAGUCCCUUUCAUUUUACCUGGUCCAGUGGAGACUAUCUUUUGUUUUAGAUUAAUAUUUAUCUCUCUAUAAGUGAUCAUUCUUCAAAGAAGCUCUUUAUUUUUCAAUUCCUAAUCCAAUCAUAUACUUUCUUCCCUUAUUUUCCUAAGCUACAGAGAACUGCUAGAGAAAGUAACUGAAGUUUGUUGACUCAGCCCUCUACAAAUUCAGUCUACCUUAAAUUUACCUGAUGGUUCUCACUGUUACUCAUUUAUCUUCUUAUUCAUGUUUAUCUGCUCUAUAGCAACUGAAUUUCUCACAACAGUCAAUCUAAAAAUUCUAGAUUCUUUUCAGUUUUUCAAUUCUAAUCCCACACCCCUUAGCAGAUAACUUACCUCCCACUAGAUUUUGAAAAAAAAGAGAAAAGAUUUAAACUUUUUUCGUGUUUUUUCUUCUUUAUCUCUUUAUGGCUGUUUUGUCCUUCCUUCUUGUCCCUCCUUUCAAAGAUCAUCUCUUCCAUUUCUGAUCUUGGCCCUAUUCCUUUAUUCAUCUCAAAGGGUCAAAGUAUACAUCUUUUCAUCCCCAGUUUCUUUUCAUCUUCCUUCAAGUACCAGAUCUUCUCCCCUUAGGAAAAAAAAAAGUUCUCCCAUUAACAUCUUUGCUACCAUUUUUGCUCCUUGAACUACUGCCUUAUUUCUUUCUUCUUUUUCACUGCCAAAUUUCUACCAUUGUUGCUUUUUCUCCCUCAUCAUUAGCUUGUAUCUCAACUCCUUGGAAAAUGACUUGUAAAAAUUAUUAUAAACUGAGUUAAAUUAAAACAACUAUUUAAAUUUAUAAAACAAAAACAUUUUUAAAAGCAACACAAUUAAAAAUAUGAUUUGUAUAACCGCAAACUUCAAAUUAAGUAAAAUUUGUAUCUUGUCUUGUAGUUCCAAUGACUUGCUAAACAUCUCCAUUUGUAUCUUUUACUAAUAUCUCAGUCCUAUACUAUUAGUUCCUAACUGAUUUUCCUGCCUAAAAUCUUUUCCAUCAAUAGAUGUAACAGCUCUAUCUCCCUACUACCCUACUCCAACACCUCCUGCUACUUUGAAAGCUUUUUGCAAGUUUUCUGUCUUUUCUAAAGGGUAAAUGGUAAGUGUGGUUGUAUUGAAAAUAAUCCCUCAUGAUUGGCCACCACAGAGAUUUAUAGUGACCCUAAUUCCAUGCUUUGAUUGGUUGAUCACAUAAUACCCUAGAAUCAAACUGCAGCUCCCCAAAUCAUGGAAGGGAGCUUGUCAUUCCCCAGGCUCUACUUUUAAGAUCAAGCUCAUUAACAAGCAUUGCUCAAAGCCAUUCUUCUAUCUCUAAAGAUAGGAAAACUGAAAUAUCCUUUUUUUAAAAUUUUUAUUGAAGUUUUUUAUUUUCAAAAUGCAUGUAAGGAUAAUUUUUCAAUUGAAUAAUGCCUUGAAAAACCUUGUGUUCCAAUUUUCUUCCCCUUCCUUCCACCCCAUCCCUUAGAUGGCAUGUAAUUUAAUAUAUGUUAAACAUGGUAAAAAUAUGUUAAAUCCAACAUAGUUAUAUAAUUAUCUUAAGCACAAGAAAAAUCAGAUCAAAAAGUUUAAAGAGAAAAAAUAAAAUUAAAGCAAACCACAACAAAAAGAAUGAAAAUGAGAAAGAAAAUUAAAUUAAAGCAAACCACAACAAAAAGAGUGAACAUGAGAAAGAAAAUAAAAUUAAAGCAAACCACCACAAAAAGAGUGAAAAUGCUAUGUUGUGAUCCACCCUCAGUUCCUACACUCUCUGAGUAUAGAUGGAUCAUCAUUGUCACAAGAUCAUUGUAACUGGCCUUUCUAUUCAUGCAUAGCAAAAGCUGACUUCCCGAUGCCUAUAACAAACUUUUUAUCAAUCUCGCUUUUUGGUUCGUGAAUUGCAUUAUGAAGGACCUCUGUGCCCCCAGAAGGGGGUUCCCAAAACUCCCUACCCAUGCACCAAAUCCCAAGAGGAUUUAGAGGAGCCAGAUUUCAUUUAGUUCCCUGAACCCCGAGCUUGCCACUAAGCUCAUCAAUUAACUCUCUGACCACCAGGAACCCUAAUCUCAUUUCAGUUCCCUGAACUUAAAUCUCAUCACUAUCACCUGCUUGCUUAUGGAUUUCAGCAUUGGAAUGGGCCAAGAUUCCUUAGCUAAAGUGGUGUCAGAACGCUUCCACUGAUAUGAGGCAGUUGGGUCUUUCUAAAUGCUAGAUGGCAGGUUACAAUUAAUACUGAGGGGAGGGACAAGCCUGAAGGCCUCGAUAACCAGAAUGUCCUAGUGGAAGAAAUGCAUCAGGACUGGUGGGAGAAGGAAUGAAGUAAAGAGAAGGGACUGAAUGGGACCAGGGGAGGGUUUCUCAGAGGCUCUAGGACCUUAGGCCCAAGUUUCAGGACAUCACAUGACUACUAUUCUCAGAGGAUUGUAGGGCAGAAAAGGUCAGAUUCUAGGCCUAAGUUUCAUGAAGUCCCAUGACCCCUAGGAAGGAGAUAGCAUUGCUGGUCAUUGGUCAGUGGAUACUUCCUUUUCCAUCUAUCCAAUGAACCCAAAACUUUUCCUGUUUCAUCUAUCCCCUCUUUUUGGCCUGGGGCCCCACACCAUGCUGGGCUGCUCCCUUUGAUGUGCUGGAACCUCUCCUUGGAAGCAUAGAAUCCAUGCUUUCUGUUUGCAUCUGGAGAUGCCUCCUCAUAAUGCAUUUGACUCAGGGGGUCACACACACAGAUUCCUAAUUUUUUCUUUUGUUCUGGUUUUUUUUUUUUUUUUUUUUUUUUUGCCUCAGGAUUACAUUUUUCCUUCCACAACCUGAGAAAUAUGGUUCAGUGUGAUGACCAUGUAUUUAAAGUUAGCCAGAGUCAGGAAUUCAGGUUAAGGGAAAAAUCUUCAAUCUUUAUUGAAGUGAAGAGGUGAAAAAGGAUUGCGAUAGCAACAAUGGACAAGAAAGAUUGCGACAGCAAUAUGGGCAGCUGUAACAGGAAGCCAGCUAACAGAGGGGGAUUGGAGAUGAAGGGCCUUCACAAUGGCAAUGCGAGCAGCUGUGUCAAGACGCCAGCCAGCAGUCUCUCCUUCCACUUCCCUUUCCACACCCCUGCCUCCACCCACCAAAAACGUCAUUUCCUAUACAACACAUCAGGACUUGCACUAAGAGUGGAUGGGGGCCAUUCUUUCUCCAAGCAUAUACAUUAAUAGAGUAUGGUCCAAUUACUAUUUAGCCUCACGUGCUUGGGUCCUCAGUGCAUCAACUCAAGCCUCAGCCCAUUACAUCUCCCACUUUCUUUUGUUUUAGAACACAGGUGGUCAUGCCAUUCCUGACUCCUCAGGGAGGUCAGAGCCCCCAAGAUCACCAAGAGGUGAUCACAACCCCCUGACUUCUCAGGAAGAGAGGUGAAAGCACUAAAAAGGAAAUAAGCACCAAAGGGAAGUGGGGUUGCUAGAGGGUUUCUGGGCUGAAGGGUCUUAUUAUGCACAAACCCAUCAGCAUGGGAGGUAUUACACAAGCACAUAGCAAUAACGCAGAGGCUAUUAGUGAUGACUCUCCCCACAGUCAGUGCAGGCUUGAUAUGGUAUAACAAACAUGAAUUAUACACGCAAAUAACGGUAUAACAAACAAUAUAAAUCAACGUGGUGUUGUAAAAGAUUGUCAGAAGUCCUAGAAGGAAGAGUAUGUAAACAGCAAUCACACAUACGCCUUCUUCAGCAGCCAAGAGAUAGUCUAAAACCAAUCUGUUGUCCAUUGCUUCACAUACUAGGGAAUCCAGUGAUCCCCCCAAGUUUUUGAAGUCCUGCAAAAGUCUUUUUAUGUCUUAGGGAAUCCAAUGAUUCCAGCAGAUUUUGAAGUCCUAUAACAGUCUUAUCAUUUCUCAGAAAAUCCAAUGAUUCUUGAGGGCUUUCAAGUCCUACAACAAUCUUAUGUCUCAGAGAAUCCAAUGAUUCCUGAGGGUUUUCAAGUCCUACAAUUUUCUAUGUCCAUGAGUCAAACACCAUAACUGCCACACUCUUUCAAUGGUGAGCACAAUCAGCAACAGAACCACCCAAUGUUUCUUGGGUCUUCUCCUUUGUUUCAAGGGUCUGCUCCGUCUCUCUGCUAUGGACAAGGCGAAUAUGGCUCGUUGGCACCCAUCUGAUUCCUUCUCCACCUGUAGAGAUACAAGCAAACCCUCUCCCCCAAGCAGUUAGCCUAUCUGGUCCCUUCCAUUCACCACUUUCUGGGUCUUUCCACAUCACCUGGCGAUUAUCUAAAGAUAGUGGAGCUGCUCGCACUGGACACUACCCUUCCAGUGGGUUAUAAAACCUGUCUGCCGGAGCCAGUGCAUCUUUGUCAAAAAUCAAGAAGUUAAUAGUAUAAAGGGUUAGAUUUAGUAGUUCUCUAGGGUUACCUGUGGCUCCCCCUUUCUUUUAUUUUUGGAGCAGCAUCUUAAUGUCUCUGUUUCUCCUCUCCAUUAAUGCCUGUCCUUGAGGAUUAAAGGGUAUGCUAGUGAUGUGUAAAAUCUUAUACUGUGCACAAAAGUGUACAAAAUAUUUGGAGGUAUAUGCAGGACCAUUGUCUGUUUUUAUUGCUUGUGGCACACCCAUAAUGGCAAAUUCUUAUGUGAGGAAUUCAGUGACCACUCGGGCUGUCUCUUUUGCUGCUGGUAUGGCAAAAGUGAAGCCUGAAAAGGUGUCUACCACAACAUGGAUAAAAGACAGAUGACCGAAUGAUUUAUAAUGGGUCACAUCCAUUUGUCAGAUUUCAUUGGGUCUCAAACCACGAGGGUUCUUCCUUGGAGGCAGUGUAGGAGCGUGGAAAGGAAGGCAAGCUGUACAGCUUUUUACUAUGCUCCUAGCUUCCUCUUUUGUUAUCCCAAAUUGUAAAUGCAAAGCUCGAGCAGCCUGAUGGUAUUUAGAAUGGGAUUCCUGGGCCUCCUGAAAUAAAGGCGUACUGGCUAACAUAGUUAAAAGGCUAUCUGCCUUUGAAUUCCCAUCAAAAAUAGGACCUGGAAGUCCACUAUGUGAGUGGACAUGCAAGGUAUAAAUCUUUCCUGGAUGCUUUCUCACUUGCUCCUGAAGUUCCUUAAAGAGCUGAUACAUAUUAGAAGCUGCAAAUUUUAUUUGGGCUGUGGCAAUUCUUUGUACCACACCUACUGAAUAGGCUGAAUCAGAUAUUAUAUUUAGGUCUCCUGGUAAUAAGUGACAGCUAGCAUGAUCGCAUAUAAUUCGUUCUGCUGAGUGGACUGAAAAAGAGUUCUGACUACUCUCUUUAUAGUUAAGUCAUGAGAGUAUACAGCACAAAUAUUGUGUUUGGAUGCAUCUGUAAAGAUAGUUGGUCCUUUAAGAGGAACUUUAGAAACUUUUUCUUCAAGAAUCCAUCGCCAAUUUUGUAAAAGUCUGGUUAUCUUUAAUGGAGACUCAUGUGUAAAAUUUGGAGCCAUGGCUAAUAAAAUUUGCCACUCUGGGAUGGUCUCACAGCACACAUUAAUUUGUGUAUUGGUGUAAAAGGUGUAUAUCUUAUCAGGUCUUGCCCCAGAUAAUUGUACUGCUCGCUUAAUGGCCUUUAAUAAAAUUCUAGCCACAAGCACUGGGUAAGGAGUAAGGCUUUGUUCUGGUUGUGCCAGGAGAUUCAGCCACUCUAUCACACUGACUCCUUGAUGAAGGACUGCUGUGGGUACCUCUUGUGUGGCAAAAACUGAUAUUUCCAAGGGUUUCUGAGUGACUCUUUCAACAUUGGAUAAUUCUGAUGGACGUGGCUCUUUUCAAUAAUGAGAUGAUCAGAAUAGAUCAUCACACAAUCUUGUUGUUGCUGUGUAUAAUAAUGUCCUGGUUCUGCUCAUUUCACUCAGCAUCAGGUCAUGUAAGUCUCUCCAAGCUUCUCUGUAUUCAUCCUGCUGGCCAUUUCUUACAGAACAAUAAUAUUCCAUAAAAUUUAUAUGCCGUAACUUAUUCAGCCAUUCUCCAACUGAUGGGCAUCCACUCAGGGAAAACUGAAAUAUCAAUGAGUGGUCUUUUGGUUAUGGCAAAAGGAUGGUUCACAUAUUAUCUGCUAUUCAUAUCCAUCAAUCACAAAAUAUAUUUUUGAAUGCCUCCUCUGUGUAUAUGUUGUUCAUACAAGUAGAGCCCUUUCAUAUAAUGAGUCUUGCAAGUCUUGCAAUUGGUUUUCCAAAUCAUGUUGGUUUAUAGGUACCAAAUAAUUCAUCUAUCAAAUGAAGAAAUUGACUUGUCCCUGAACUCAAGUCCCUUCAAUUUCUAAUAUUCUAUGGAUUCUAUGACAUGGUGCCUCCAAGAGGUCACAAUAACAAGAAUGGAACUUUGGAAAGAAACUGAUAGAACCACUUUUCAUCUCUACUCCACCUGCCUUGUACCAUCUUUGAUGUCCUGAUUUCAUUCAGAUUCCUCUGCAGAUUUCCUGUACCUGACCUGCCCCACGAAGCUUUUACUUAAAUCAUUAUAGAGUGGCCUGGACUUGUGAAAACCAGUAUUUCCUUUCAUGGAGUUAAAAACAGACCUUCCUGACCCAACCCACAUGUUCCAAGAGUUGUAUUCACAGCUAACCCUUCCUUCUGAUGGAAUUCCAAGUAAACAGGUGCAGAUGGUCCUUGCCAGACUUAAAGAUUUGGGUCCUGAGCACCUGGAGAAAUUACUUGCCUUCUUGUUUCUGAAAAUCGAAGAAAAUGAGGAAAAUGAAGUUAUCUUCUGUUGGCUUAUUGGGGUCCUAGAAGACUUGGUGAAGUCUGACCUUCCUUCAAUGAUUCCCAGUGUGAUGAUAGACUUGCAGCAUGCUUUAUGGCCAUGCCUUCCCAACCCCAGCUAUAAGGUUAAAGAAGCCAUGGCCAAACUCAUCCUUAGUCUGGGAGAAGGUGGUUACCUGUGUACAGACAGUGCAAUUGUCUUAAUCCGCUUCCUCAUAGAUGAAUGUGUGAAGCCACUAGAUGACUCAACUUCAGAUGUGACUGAGAUAAAUGAUGAAAAGAAAAAACUGAAAAAUUUAUGUCUGGAAAUUUUAACUGACUGUGUCCAUAACCCCUGCAUGGCCAAGCUCAUGUGGCCAAUGCUCCUGGAAUACAUAGCCCCAGAUCAAUAUGCCAGUAUCUCCCUCAUCCUUAGCUUUGUGCUCUACCUGGCUGAGAAGCUUCAACAUGAAGAGCAGGAUGCCCUGGACAUCAACUAUUCUGAAUGUGUACUUGGAACAAUUAUCAUGCCUACAGGAAACAGAAGAACUCCAACACCUCAAUUCCUUCUCUUGCAGCUCAUGGUACUUUCUUACUCUGAUAACAUGAGCAAAAAUAUCCGGAGAAGUGCCCUUCAGAUCCUUUCAAUUCUCCAUCACCAAAUCUACAAACACCUGGGGAAGGGCUGGGUUCUGAAAAUUGAGACCCUGCUCAACUACCUGGAAGGUGAUGGGAUAUCCUGCUGUCAGAAAUUCUGGGAGGAGAAGAUACUGUUGUUUCUUGAUUAUACACUCCAGUGUAUAACAAAACAGAAAUGGAUCUUCCACUUCUUAGAGGAUGUCAUCGCUCAAUUGCGCCUUGGGCAAGGAUCUUCCAGUGAGAAGAGUUUUCUCUACCAGUCCUGGGGAAUUGCUCAGAAGUUAGUAGACUAUAAAAGCAGUGAGGACCAUCUAUGGACUUGCCUUGAAUCCAUAAAUUGUAAAGAAAAAGAAGAAUGUGAGGUAAAAACAAGAGGGAUUUGCUCAUGGUGUAGGGAUCUGGGCUUCUGGCCACCUCCAUGA
Messenger RNA from Antechinus flavipes (yellow-footed antechinus), 7799 nucleotides. RefSeq names its product maestro heat-like repeat-containing protein family member 1. Lineage: Eukaryota; Metazoa; Chordata; Mammalia; Dasyuromorphia; Dasyuridae. The record is from RefSeq and is a predicted model, not a curated record. Gene Ontology annotation, cellular component: cytoplasm. The transcript has 14 exons. Bases 6558 to 7799 code for a protein of 413 amino acids.